Staurois parvus is the source of this 303-nucleotide messenger RNA. Lineage: Eukaryota; Metazoa; Chordata; Amphibia; Anura; Ranidae. The record is from the annotation of a GenBank genome assembly.
UAUACACGUCUGUUAACAUUCAGGAAAGAUGAGGAAGUCAUUCAGAAUCAAGUUAUGAAGAAAGAAAAUAACAUAGACGUGUUUCCUACAGAAUGUACACCUGGGGAGCCUCACAGAGCUGUUCAAAACACGACAAACUGCAGGAGCAUGACGGAACGUUUUCAAGCUUUCUUCAUGGCACCGGUAGUGAUUUUUCAUCUGAACAUCUUAUCAUACUUUGCUUUUCUGCUGCUUUUUGCAUACAUUUUAAUGACUGACUUUCAGCCUGUGCCUUCCUGGAGGGAGCAUGUCAUCUACCUCUGG